AAAUGUCUUGAAUUCUCAAAAUUAAAUGCAAUGUAUUCCCUAAAAGAUUUGUUUAUCACUAAUCUAAAGAUAAGUCUGAUGAUGUAUACAAGGUACAAUUCAACCUGUGCAGAACCGUUGUUUGGAUCUAAUAACUCACUUAAUGCCCGUUUCGACUUGUCAAAAAAAACGGUCUGGAUUAUUCAUGGAUUCAGACCACUGGGAUCCGCCCCAGUUUGGCUUCCCAUGUUUACUGAGGCAGUUUUGAAACAGGAAGAUGUGAAUCUCAUUGUUGUAGACUGGAACCAUGGUGCUGCAACUUUCCUUUACAGAAGAGCUGUUAAAAACACCAGGAAGGUGGCUGAGAGUUUGAGUGUGUCCAUUCAAAAUCUUUUGAACCAUGGAGCAUCUCUUGACAAUUUUCAUCUCGUAGGUAUGAGCUUAGGGGCUCAUAUUAGUGGUUUUGUAGGAAAACUAUUUCAUGGUCAACUUGGAAGAAUCACAGGUCUUGACCCAGCUGGACCAAAUUUUUCUAGAAAACCAGCAGAUAGCAGGUUAGAUUACACUGAUGCAAAGUUUGUGGAUGUCAUCCAUACUGAUUCCAACGGUUUAGGCAUUGUAGAGCCAUUGGGACAUAUAGAUUUUUACCCAAACGGAGGAAAACAACAGCCAGGUUGUCCUACAAACCUUUUUUCAGGAGUUAAUUACAUAAAAUGUGACCAUCAGAGAGCAGUUUACUUGUUCCUUGCAUCUUUUGAAUCAAACUGCAGUUUUGUCUCAUUUCCUUGUCCCUCCUACGAAGAUUACAAGAAUGGUUUAUGUGUUGACUGUGGGAACCUUCCCAAAGACUCCUGUCCUAGGCUUGGUAACCAAGCUAAACCUUGGUGGAGAGAAGGUUUGAAGGAAAAAAAGGAAGGAUGGCCUUUCAGGACCAUUGCAUUUUUGGAUACUAGCAGCAAAAAUCCAUUCUGUGCCUAUUAUUUUUCUCUCAGUAUAGUUUCUUAUAACAAAACUGUGAAGGAUGGCUCAAUUUCAUUUAGUGUAUUAAGCCAGCAUGACCAAUUUUCAUAUCCGAGGCUUUAUGAGAAGAGCAAACCAUUUGAUAAUCUUAAAGAAUUCAAGAUCCUUGCUCUGUUCAAAAGAGAUAUUGUGAACAUUUCAUGCAUUUAUAUCAUAUACAUGCCGUCCUCAGAUUCUUACUGUUCCACAUGCCAAUACAAAUUCCAGAGUCUCAUGUUAAAGUCACUUACCAAUCCAGAAAGACCACCAGCUUGUAAGUAUGAUUUUGUACUUACGGAAAGGAAAAUAACAGAACUUCGACCAGAUACAUGUAAGGUGUGA
This is a messenger RNA of Microtus oregoni (creeping vole), 1320 nucleotides long. It is a transcript of the gene Lipi, whose product is annotated as lipase I. Gene Ontology annotation, biological process: lipid metabolic process. Lineage: Eukaryota; Metazoa; Chordata; Mammalia; Rodentia; Cricetidae. The transcript has 9 exons. Gene Ontology annotation, molecular function: carboxylic ester hydrolase activity; lipase activity. Bases 31 to 1320 code for a protein of 429 amino acids. The record is from RefSeq and is a predicted model, not a curated record.